UCUUUCGCGCAAGUUGACACGUCGUUGGCGGGGUCGGUUGCUCGGCAAAAGUGUCGGCGGGGCGCGAAACCGACAACGACCGCCCGGACACGACCGACACCGUGUCGCGGCCGCUGUAGGGGAAGGAAGUCCAGGGGCAAAGUGGAGUGCCAAACUAAAUGUGAAGUGGUGGCAGGCAACGGUGCCCGUCCACCUACCCCCUCCCCCCCCCGUCUCCCGCCGACGGGGUAGCAUCGGUGAGCGGAGUGAGCGUGAAUCGCUAUAGGACGCCGUUUGGUGGGGAAAGCCACCCGGCGGUAGUGGGGAGUUGAGCGAAGCUCUGUCUGCCCACCGCCACCAUACGGUCAACAGUCGCGACUGUAAGCCCGCACCAUUCGUGUCGCAUUUAGUGUUGGCUUUAGUUUUUUUUGUUCUUUAACUCGUAAAUUGUGAAUCAAAGAUUUGAAUAAACGAGUCGCAGUGAAUCGUGAAAUUUUCCGUUGUGAUUAUUUUGUGAUAGAUCGGCGUUUCGAAAAAGAAAAAUUAUCUGGAUUACAUGAACGAAUGUGACGUCAUCACUGAUAAAACCCGGUCGUAGCCGUGAAUGGCUUCGACUGUGAUUAGAGGGAAAUCCAUUAUUACGUGGAUUACAGGGUGAUUUGUGAAGCUCUGAAAGAGAGUGCUGUGAACUGUGCUUUAUUUGUUUAUUAUUCGGAACAAUUGGAUUAUUUGCAAACAUGCUGACAAGUGCAAAUCAGUAUCUCCGUCCGGAAUACCUGCCGCCUCUGCAAACAACGUUGGAUGCCAAGCAGAGCCCUCUGGCAAUGUUGGCGAAGACAUGCAGUCAGAUUGGUGCAGAUCCACCGACGAAAUCUCUGUUAGCACCAUUGGAAAAAUCGACGAAACCGUCAAAAUCAGCGGAGUCACGGGAUAAAUCAUCGCCAACAGCAUCAGUUGAUCCCGGCAAAUCAAGUUUCAAGCCCUACGAGUCAUGUUUAGGACGUGAGAAAGCAUCGAGCCCUCAAGAGCAGCAGCGAGCGUCGUCUAGCCACUCGGCAUCCGGCAGAUCCCGAACACCCGGUAGCAAACGCUGCUCGAGCAAUCAGAGCGCUUCAUCAAGGGCAAUGACACCCCAGGGACGCAAGACAGCCACGCCCAACGGCAAUGAUCAGGGAACACGAGAGUCACCAGCAUCAAGGACGAGUGCGUCCGGUGGAACAACAAUAGCAACGGAUCCAGUGUCGUCACGAGGCACAAACAGCCCUCAAUCCAAAUCGACGUACAGCCCGGGUGUUCUGUCAAUGGAUCCAACGAUGAAGGACAUCCCUCUGGGGUCCUUCAAGCCAACCACUAGUAUCCCUACGUCCGUAGCAACAUCAGUCGGCUACCUAGGCUAUCCACCGCAACUUCCAAUUGAUGUGAUGGCAAGCUCCCUAGUCUCUCAGCAUCAUGCCGCCCUCAAGAGUGGUCUAGCUGGCAAUCCUUACCUGAGUUACGCCAGAAUGAAGACGUCAACUGGCGCUGAGACCUUAGUACCGGUUUGCCGAGAUCCGUAUUGCACAGGUUGCCAACUAAACUCACAUUUACUAGGUACAGGAGCCAAAAUACCCGUCUCAUCUGCAUCAACACCAACUACCUCUUGUCCAGCGGGUUGCGCCCAGUGUGAUCAUAAAACCAGUGUUGCCAAUCCUUACGGACCAAUGGGUGUACACACAACAGCAGCUGCUGCUUAUGCACACGCACAACUAGCUGCACUUGCAGCUGCAUCACAAUUACCUUUCGUCUGCAAUUGGAUUGCUGGUGAUACAGCGUAUUGCGGAAAAAGAUUCUCAUCAUCUGAGGAGCUACUGCAACAUCUCAGGAGUCAUACCAGUGUAUCAGCUAAUGAUCCGACAGCAGCUGCACAGGCAUUAUCCUUAUUGUCACCACCAGGAUUACCACCGACCCAUCCGCUGCUCUCGAGAACAUAUCCUACACCUCCUUUGAGCCCGCUGGCUACGGCCCGCUAUCAUCCUUAUGGAAAACCAUCACCACUUCUCCAACACUCACUGUCGACAUUGGGACUUGGUUUUCCACCUUCUCAUCCUCAUUCAGCUGCCGCCGCUGCAGCUGCCGCGGGGCUACCACCUUAUUUCUCACCUUAUUCACUCUAUGGCGGUCCACGUCUUGGUGCCGCGUCUGGGAUGCAUCCCUGAAGCGAAUCCUUGUGAACUUUGUUAAAUAUAGUUUAGGGAACUUGCAUGAGUUGGCGAGAUUCGUAUUUUCAAUGCCGGGUUGAAGGGGGUGAUAGAUCAUCUGAUUUUGCCUGUGAGACAUCUCGUAGCUCUUCAAACACCUGGAUUUUUUUCGUUUCGGUGCGCCAAUUAAAAAAAAAUCCCUGUCUGAAAUUGGAUAUUUUUUCACGCUCGAGAAAAAUUCCGUCAGUUUCUUGAACUGAUAAUGCAUUCGGAAAUUUUAAAAACAAAUUCCUACAGUCCAAUUAUAUGCGUAGAUCAUCAUUUUAGAUUGGCGACGUCAAUCUCCAAUCAUUAUAAAUAUCCUAGAGCAUAUUUUGCAUUAUUUUUUGUGAAAACAAUUGGCCUUUAUGCGAGUUCCCAGCGAUAAAUAAAUACCAACUGUUUAACUGUGAUUUCGAAUUUGUGUGGAUGAAUGUGGAUGUGCGUAUGGACUGGUAGUGACUGAGGGAUAUAUCAUUGGUACCUCGCCACAUUUUUUUUGUAUAUAGUUACCGUCGUGGACGAUAAUUGGAGCUAAAUAUCUUAUUCUAUCGUAGGAUGAGUACAAAGUAAUUCAAAAUAACUUGAGUUAAUUUGUUCGGAAUCCUACGCCCUACAGGUUGAUGGAAGAAAAAAAGUUGAUUGAAAUCGAUGAAUUUUAAAUUAAUCUAAUGUAAUCAGUCUAUGUACACUCACACACAUAACUCUUAAAUUAUAAUCAUAUCUCAAUUCAACUAAUUAUCAUUGUAAUUACUGUAAAUUUGUUUAUAGUCGCUCAUUGGCAAGUGCAGUAAUGGUGACGAAUGCUAAUGAAUAUAUGAAUAUAUUAUAUAUAUAAAUAUAUAUAUAUAUAUAUAUCAGCGUCUAUUUUUGCGUAACCAAAGUUUUUAGUAACGAGAUCGUUAAAUUAUAGUGCGACGAAUAAAAAAUGAUUCAAUAACUGGGUGCAUGACGACUCGGCACUAAGUGAAAUAAAAAAUUCUGGAAGUGGUAUAAAAAUGAUUAAUCAAUUGGUGAAUCUGAAUUAGAGAUGCGAGAUGACGUCACGAAUGAGAAGUCACAUUUACGCUUAUCAAUAACACGGCCAAAUAAUAUUGUGCUGUUUUUCGUCGCGGGUGUUUUACUCAGUAUGAAUUGUAAAUUUUUUGUCACGAUAAACCUAUCAAACAUAAGCAACUACUUUCACAGAUCUCUCCAUGUACUUAUUUACGAGAUAACCUAAUAUCAUCUCUAGUUUUCUUUCAUUCAAAUCACGUUUUUCUCCCCGAUACUUGGUAUCACGAUCGCGAAUCAUCAGCUCUCUCGCUCUUUAUUAUUUUUCCCCCAAAAAAAUGGUUACAAUAAAUUGAUAAUUCGUGUAUGGUUAAUAGGAUGAUUUAUGAAAUUAUCUCGCACCUCUAAUCUGAAUAUAGAUAUUCAAGACAAAAGAUGAUUGUGUAAAUAUAGAUUUAUUAUUUCCUAAUAGUAAAUGUUGGCCCGAGGACAUUGUAAAUGCCCCCGUGACUAAGGAAGAAAAUUACUUUGCUCACCGAUGCCCAGACGUUCCUCACACGAUUUACGAUGAUGUAUCUGUGUAAAUCUACGUCUAUCAAUUGUACCAGUAACUGAAUACAAAAUAAAAAGCAUUGAAGAUGCUCUAAUUAAGAUAAAAAGUUGAAGAAAAAUAUGAAAAAUGCGAUAAACAUAUGUACUUCUUCACAGCAUUCUGAAUAAUUGUUUUAAUAUUGUUACUAUGUUAAUUUUAAAUUGUUUGAAUCUCAAUCUGAAAUACAAAAUCAUUUCUUACAUCAUA
Molecule: messenger RNA, 3987 nt
Organism: Diachasmimorpha longicaudata
Lineage: Eukaryota; Metazoa; Arthropoda; Insecta; Hymenoptera; Braconidae
Product: zinc finger protein Elbow
Exons: 2
Coding region: 717-2174 (485 amino acids)
Biological process (GO): negative regulation of DNA-templated transcription
Cellular component (GO): nucleus
Source: RefSeq, a predicted model, not a curated record